This is a messenger RNA of Aspergillus vadensis CBS 113365, 2609 nucleotides long. RefSeq names its product oligopeptidase family protein. The record is from RefSeq and is a predicted model, not a curated record. Gene Ontology annotation, molecular function: serine-type endopeptidase activity. The transcript has 3 exons. Bases 140 to 2338 code for a protein of 732 amino acids. Gene Ontology annotation, biological process: proteolysis. Lineage: Eukaryota; Fungi; Ascomycota; Eurotiomycetes; Eurotiales; Aspergillaceae.
UCCUCAUUCAUCUGCCUGCAGCUCUCCCCCAUCUUUCUUACACCUACUCGUCUGACAUCCAUCAGCCACGAGGAGGAACUGCGCUUGUCCAUUCCUCACUGGCUAUUCGUAUCAAUAUUUACUGUUCAGGAACAGUGACAUGACCAUCCGAUCCAUGAAGUUCACUCCAGAGGUUCUGCUCGGAGCCCCUAGGCGCUCCGGACCAGUUCCGAAUGCCUCAGGCACCCUUGCCGUCUACACCCAGACAACCUACUCGUUCGAAUCUCACUCCAAAACGAACGAGAUCCGCGUUCUGGAUAUCGCCACUGGCCGGUCGGCUCUGAUCACCAACGACGCUGGCGCCAGCUGUCCACAGUGGCUGGGUGACAGCAACCAGCUGGUUUGGCUCAAGGCCAAGGCAAACGGCAACACCAGCUUUAUUGUGGGGGAUGCACGUGAGGCAGACAAGACGUACACGGCGGGAACGGUCCCUGGCCCAGUUUCCGAUCUCAAGGUCACGGUCGUCGAGCCGGGCAAGAUCGGCUUUGCUGUGACUGGUAAGGCGAACCCUGAUGGGACGCUUCAUAAUCCGCAUGACGCAAAGAAGCCAAUCAGCACCGGGAAGCUCUUUACGUCGCUCUACGUGAGACAUUGGGACUCCUACAUCGAGCCGCAGAAGAAUGCCAUCUGGUAUGGCUUGCUGCAGCGCGCCCCUCUGUCGCCAGCUACCAGACAAGCGGGCAAGUACUCCGUGUCAGGACUGACGAACUUGAUUUCGGUGAGCGGUCUUGCGGGUGUCGAGGCCCCUAUCCCGCCAUUCGGGGGCACCGGCGAUUUUGACAUCAGCCCCUCAGCAAUUGUCUUCGUGGCGAAAGAUCCGGACCUUAACCCUGCCACGCACACCUCCUGCUCCUGCUACUACUGCCCUAUGUUUUCAUGGACCGGUGUGAACGCAUUGGAGGCCAAGGUCUGCGCAGUAAAGGGACUCGAGGGGGCCAUGUCUUCACCGAUCCUGACUUCGGAUGGCAGCUCGAUUGUUCUUCUCGCCAUGCGCGAAGACGGUUACGAGUCGGAUAAGAGACGUAUCUUAUAUGUGCCGAACCCCUGGAACGGCGAAAUGAUCGAGGUGUUUGCCUCCACAGACGGAGAGGGGUUGUGGGAUUCCAGCCCGUCUGGCCUGACGUUCUCGAAUGACGACCAGUCUUUGUUCAUUCAGGUCGAGGAGUAUGGCCGUGGCGUGUUGUACCAGCUUCCUAUGGCUGAUAUUCGCCAUGCGACUCCGGACAAGCUAAAGAAGAUCACUGAUGCGGGCUACGUCACCGACGUCUAUCCCGCAUCUAAGAAGUCGACAAAGCUGCUCAUUUCUAGCACUAGCUUGGUGGAUAAUAGCGUCUGGUCCAUUGUCGAUCCCGAGUCUCCCAGCGACAUUCGCGUUAUCUCCUCCAUCGGUCGCAACGGUGCUGUCUUCGGACUCUCGCCCUCGCAGGUGGAUGAGAUUUGGUACCGGGGAGCCAACGACACUCCCGUCCAUGCCUGGGUUGUGAAGCCCUCCAACUUCAAGCCGGGGAAGAAGUACCCGCUAGCUUACUUGAUCCACGGCGGACCCCAGGGUGCCUGGUGUGACCAGUGGAGCACGCGGUGGAAUCCGGCGGUGUUUGCUGAGCAGGGCUACGUGGUCGUUACGCCCAAUCCCCGAGGCAGCACUAGUUACGGACAAAAGUUCACGGAUGAGAUUCGUGGCAACUACGGCAGCCUGCCAUAUAUAGAUCUCGAGAAGGGAUUCGAUUAUAUUGAGAAUAACCUGGAGUACGUCGACACAUCCCGUGCUGUGGCGCUCGGUGCGUCAUUUGGUGGCUACAUGGUCAACUGGAUCCAGGGACACCCACUGGGCCGACGAUUCAAGGCUCUGGUGACCCACGAUGGAAUUUUCAGCAUGACGUCGAUGCUUUCCACCGAGGAGCUCUACUUCCCUGUGCGGGAUCUCAAGGGGCCCUUGUGGAAGGUCCCUGAGAACUGGGAGCGCUGGGACCCGUCUCGGCACACCGCAAACUGGCAGACGCCGCAUCUGGUGAUCCACAACGAGCUGGACUACCGUUUGACGAUCGCAGAGGGUCUUGCUGCCUUCAACGUGUUGCAGAUGCGGGGAGUCGAAAGUGCAUUUUUGACUUUCCCGGACGAGAACCAUUGGGUGCUCAACCCGGAGAACUCGCUCAUGUGGCACCACACCGUGCUCAACUGGAUCAACAAGUAUGUGGGACUGCCGCCGGCUUCGCGGGAAUUUGCAGAGUUUAGCACGACGAAGCAGACGUCGAUGGAGCGACGACUCCAGCAAGUGACGUUGGAUGGGGCCGCUAGCUGAACACUGGUUCUCUAUAGAUUAGUGUUUAGUAGUAUGUUCAGCGGAGUCAAAUACGAGGUCAUAUGCUCAUCUAGCAAUGCUUUGUCGGCAUUGUCCAAUGCCUUUAUAGUGCUAUAACAGGUGUAGCUCCUGUUUCGCACUACACCAUACGUAGCUACCAAGCGGAUACAGACAAUGGAGCAAGGUGAGGCGGGAAAUACCAUCUCUUUAUGCAACAAUGCGCCCACAAAGACCGGGUGAGGCUAUUGUGCAGAGACAAGGGGCCGGCGAC